UUUAUUUUGGUAGACUCUCGCCCCCGGUCGUCUUCAUCAGUUUAUCGCAAUUAAAAUAGUGAAAUUAGGCGAUUUAUUGGGGUAAUAAUGUCUGCACCAAGAGCUCUGCCCCAGAGCAAAGAAGCUCUAUUGAAAUCCUACACGACAAGACUCAAAGAAGACGUAAAGUCAAUGCUAGAGAAUUUUGAAGAAAUUAUAAAAUUGGCUAAAGGAGAGAAUGACUCGCAGUUGUCUAGGAUGACUCAGUGUGAACAAGACACUUACGAAAUGCACGUGAGAGCUGCUAAUAUCGUGAGAGCUGGCGAGUCCCUCAUGAAACUUGUGUCUGAUAUCAAGCAAUAUCUGAUUCUCAACGAUUUUCCAUCUGUUAAUGAUGCCAUUGCGACAAAUAGCAAAUUGUUCAGGCAGAAACAGGCUGAGUGCGAUCAGAAACUGGCUGCUUUGAGGGACGACAUGGCUGCUGAUCUGUAUGAUUUGGAGGAGGAGUAUUACACGUCUAUUUAUAAAUGAUUUUGAACGAUUUAGGUAUUCAAGUGUUGAAGAAUUUAAUGGGAGACACUAGCACUUUCUGUGGGAAAUUCUAUUGAAUUUUUAUUGGAAGGCUACGAGAAUUAUUCUAUUUCAAUAGAUUUUUUGAGAGAGAAAAGUCUAGACGUUGAUUUUUCUAAGAGAAUUCUGGGACAUGAACUUUCCAAGUUUUUAAAUAAACUAUUGAAAGGAUUUAUGAAUUAUUUAGGUAUUUGUAAUUGAAGAAUUCUAUAGAAAAAUCGAGAAGUCUCCAAAAAAUUCAUUAGAAAGUGCUAGAUCUUUCAAUUAAAUUUUUACCUCAGGUAUUGAUUUACAUUGGAUCGUUGGAGAGGCUUCCCAAAUCGAAUUCGAAGAUCUCGUCCUUUUUCAUUGAUUCACUGUCAUUUUUGUUGAUAUUUAACGUCGCCCACAUGUGUAUAAUAUAAGUAUUUUAGGUACAAUAAUGUAAUAAAUAUUUUUGACAUGAA
Molecule: messenger RNA, 995 nt
Organism: Diachasma alloeum
Lineage: Eukaryota; Metazoa; Arthropoda; Insecta; Hymenoptera; Braconidae
Gene: MED22
Product: mediator of RNA polymerase II transcription subunit 22
Exons: 2
Coding region: 88-510 (140 amino acids)
Biological process (GO): regulation of transcription by RNA polymerase II
Cellular component (GO): mediator complex
Molecular function (GO): transcription coregulator activity
Source: RefSeq, a predicted model, not a curated record